Messenger RNA from Rotaria sp. Silwood2, 1056 nucleotides. NCBI's taxonomy places the organism in Eukaryota, Metazoa, Rotifera, Eurotatoria, Philodinida, Philodinidae. The record is from the annotation of a GenBank genome assembly.
AUGACUGAAAAUCAACAUACAAGUGAUAAUCGACAUCAUUUAGCUAUAUGGUGUCGUGCGGAAGUAUUUACUUUUGGUGCAUUAACAACUCCACCACCACCUGAUAUUACACCUUCUAGUUUAAAAUCCAUUGUCAAAUAUAUGAAAAAAAGUAAUACUGCAGGUUAUCCAAAAAUGAAUUAUAUGCUUUGGCGACAUAUUGCUUGUUCUAAAUUACAUAUGUCUGAAGAAUUAGCAUGGAUGUAUUUUGAAACGUAUAGUAUGUUAACGAAUACUUCGGCUCAACGUCGAAUACAAACUGAUAUUCAAGUUGCUAAAGCAAAUAGUACGGCUGAGAUUGAACGACUUAAAGAUUCUCGAAAAGUUGAUAGUCUUGCUUUUAUUCUUCUUCUAUUUCUUCAAUCAUUCCAUCAAAUUGAUCUUAAAUCAACACUUUCUCGUGACGAGUUUGUUUAUUUAAUUUAUAUUGAAAAUAAAUUUUUUGAAUCAAAUUAUUUUAGAUGGCCUAAUCGUAAACGAAAUUCUGAUUUAGAUGCUCGAAAAAAUCGCAUUUAUGAUGAACAAAGUCAUCAAUUAUUUAUUCAAGCGCAUUUAGAUGAUCUAUUAAAUAUUAUUUCAGACACGUCAGAAUCAAAUAAUCAUGAAAAUGUUCAAUCGGCUACAUUAAGUAUGGAUGCAGUUAAUGCUCUUAGUUAUAUAUUCGAAGGAACACUUCAUGAUAAUUUACGAAAAAUUUUUCCAUUACAUAUUAUUAUUCAAAAUUCAUCAAUUCAACAUGAAAUUGGAAUAAAUAAAUCGAUUGUUCCAUUUAAAAAUUUAUCGAAUUUAAUACGUCGUUCACUUAUUGCAAAUCCAUUUCAAGUUGGACAAACAAUGAAACGUGGAACACUUUUACCAUUACCAUUUAAUAAUCCAACACAUGAACAAAGAUCUGGCCGAGUUCUGUCCAAUUCAAAUUUUGCAGAUGAAUCUCAUCGAUUUGUAUUAAUGACAAUGAUUAAUCGAUCAUUAAGUGAUCAGGUAAGACCGAAAGCUAUAUGUUGCAUUAUAAUAUAA